Amyelois transitella is the source of this 1084-nucleotide messenger RNA. RefSeq lists its product as uncharacterized. Bases 1 to 756 code for a protein of 251 amino acids. The record is from RefSeq and is a predicted model, not a curated record. NCBI's taxonomy places the organism in Eukaryota, Metazoa, Arthropoda, Insecta, Lepidoptera, Pyralidae. The transcript has 5 exons.
AUGAUUAAUAAUGUUUACUUGAUAAGGGCAUUCCCCGGGUUCCUCUUCAGAGUGUUGGCAAUUAAAAUGAUGCGUUUUAGUUUGUUGUGCCUUGUGGGGAGUGUGGUGGGAGUCUGGGGGAUUGAUGAUUUGGGGAUGCUGAGAUCUGUCAACCCGCAAGUGCCUUACAGUAUGGCCCUGAGGGUAGUCAGGCAGGCCAACAACAGAUUAACUAGUAACCUAGUAACCACUCUACCCGCAGUGAGCGACCCUCGGUUCCACUACAUGCUGGUUCUUGGAAUGGUGGACGCUACAGCACGCCGCCUUCUUGACGCGCAAGAAGACACUGAUCCCGAGCUUCAAUAUUUACUUGCUCUUAAAGAAGAUUUGCCUGGAGUUUACAGGAACCUGCCUAAUGCAAGUGCGGCUUUAUCUUCAGAAUUGUUAGCAGUUCAGGAAGCCGUGGAACCGUUAGUAAACCUUAUGGAACCGAUCUGCGAAGACUUGGACGAGAAAGACUGCGAUAUGCUCGUGGAACUACAGGUGGAACGAGCUAAUUCUAAGGAAUUGGACGUCGCAGUCGAUGCCCUGAAUGCAGGGCUGGUGUUGUCCAAUUUAUACCUUAAUCUUCACGAGGAACUGACAACUGUCUCCCGCGGACACUCCGGCCUUGGGUACAGUUUGUCAGCAACAGACACACUAUCAAAUCUUGCGGAUAAACUGAGAAAUGUUUUGGCUGCCGCAGAACUAAAUCCCAAUAGUAUAAUGUACUCGUAACACAAUGUAACAAUUUUUAAUCCUUUGCCAUGUAUAUAGAAAAGAUACAAUUGCAACGAUUGCAUGAUGAUUGAAUGAUUUUUAAUUUGCGUGACCUAUUUCAAUUCAGGACUCGUUUUAAAACACUGAGUUUUGAACUGAAUGGGGUAAUUAAUGUCAAAAAAAUUGUUCGCAGCUAUUUAUUGACUAUUUACCUGGGAAUUUAGAGGAUACAAUAUACCUUCCCCAAAUAGAGAAGCUCUAACAACAAUUUAUGCUUUUCUACAUGUUUAAUCAUAUCCAUUGCUUGGUAAAGGGUUAACUUAUCUCAAAAUAAUAUAUACUUACC